Messenger RNA from Cuscuta europaea, 1742 nucleotides. NCBI's taxonomy places the organism in Eukaryota, Viridiplantae, Streptophyta, Magnoliopsida, Solanales, Convolvulaceae. The record is from the annotation of a GenBank genome assembly.
ACUAAUCAUCUUCUCGGUGCGGAACCUUAUCUUCUUCGUCCUCUAGUCUAAACAAAAGAAAUGACAAAAGAAAUCGGAGCUGAACAUGAACAUCCUCCUCCGACACUACUCACCCUCUUCGAUUCUUUCUGGUUCGAAUACGAGAUUCUCACUUCGAAAAAUUCAGCAACAACAUUAUCAUCCAAGACCCAGGAAGACACAGAAAAUCCCAACAAUGAGCUUUCCAAAGCCCCCACAACUUAUAUAUCUGGAUCUUUCAUUGACAAAUGUUUGCGCUCCGAAAACCCCUCCAUUGAUUCAGAAGAGCCCUCUCCCGAGUCCGUUCUUCUCGAGCCCAGGCCUCAGCUCCAACCCAUUCUUUCCGGCAAGGAAUUCUCCGAUCAGACGAGCAUCGCUAACAGUAGCAGCGGUGAUGAUGUGAGCUUCAGGAACAUAAAGAGCAGCGGCAGGAGGAUGAGAAGGAAGGAUAGUAUUAAAAGGAACAGUAAGAGCUUAUCAGAUCUUGAGUUUAAAGAAGUAAAAGGGUUUAUGGAUCUAGGGUUUGUGUUCUCGGAUGAGGAUAGAGAUUCAAAUCUGCUGGUUUCAAUCAUCCCUGGACUGCAAAAGAAAGGGGUUUCUGAAUAUGGUGGAAUGAUUGCAGCAGAUGUUUCAAGGCCUUACCUUUCAGAAGCUUGGGAUGCUAUGGAAGAAGAAAAGAGGGAUAAUGAUAAUUAUAGUAGUAGUCAGGGUCAAAUUGGGAAUUGGAGAAUUCCAUCUGCUUUUGGCAAUGAAAUGGAAAUGAAAAAUCAUCUUAAGUUCUGGGCUCAUUCUGUCGCGUCUAAUGUUAUAUAACACAGCUCAGCCCUGUUACGUAUGUAAACGAAUCAAUUUAUCAGAGAUCAUAUGCCUGUAUUAUUUUUUACUUGUGCGUAUAACUUAGCCCUCCAAUUCCUUUAUGAAAACCAAAUCUCUGAAAUUAGUGUUAUUGCCUAAGUGUGCUGUCUUUCACUCUGCGUCUGCUAAUUUUCUGACUGUAGUGACUGCUGUUUUUAGAUUUUUAACAGGAGCCACUUUUCAUUAUGAACGGAUUGAACCUCUCAGUGUAUUUUGUCUCGGAUCCCAUUGUUGUCUCGAGGAGCACAACAAGGGUGUUGCAUCUACAAAAUCGGAUAUUCACUCGCCAACUAAUAUGAUGGAGCAAUGACUUGAGAAAAUAGAGUCAGAGGGUUGGAUGAGGAACUGAGACUGUUGGAAAGGAGGGAUGGAGGCUGCCAUGAAGGAGAAAGCUACAUGAGUUUCUAUGAUGAGGGGUUGUUUUCUUUCAGAACUCUAUUGUGCUAUUGAGUGUGAGGAGGAAUAUACCAGCAGAAGAGAGAAAAGUGAGGCUUUGUAUUCUCCACCAUUGUUGAAGAAGAGGGUUCUAAUGCAGUGGUCAUAUGGAUUCUCUACCCAGGCCUUUUGUUCAAGGGAUUAGAGCCCGAAAGACUGGGUAAAGUGAUCCGAAAGCACAUCCCCUGAGAAUUGCGUGGACCUAUUCAUAUUCUGGUGAGAUUGGCUUUGAUACAAGAAGAUAUAGAGAAAUCACCAUUGGCACUUUCAAGCCAGAAUACUUUAUUAUGAGUAGUUUUCUAAGGGGGUAUCUUUGAUAUAUUAAUAACAGUAUUCUAUGGAAGAACAUAUCUCAAUUUACUCAAGUAACAGGCAAACUUAGUGAUAUAAGUAUAUAACCUGACACUUUUCAUUCAUUUUAUCAAGAGACUGAC